Sipha flava (yellow sugarcane aphid) is the source of this 1430-nucleotide messenger RNA. RefSeq lists its product as uncharacterized. Lineage: Eukaryota; Metazoa; Arthropoda; Insecta; Hemiptera; Aphididae. The coding region runs from base 120 to 536 and encodes 138 amino acids. The transcript has 3 exons. The record is from RefSeq and is a predicted model, not a curated record.
CUUUACUCGACUCUCGAACGAUCGUGUUACCUGCAGUAAUACAGUUAGUAACUGAAAUAUAUCUAAAGACAGUGCAAAUUAUUUAUUUAAUAUUACCGUUAAAACUAUAACAAAAAAAUAUGAUGAGAUACUGGACAAACAAGUUAUAUUGUAAUAUGAUAAUUCUCGUAUUUUUUUGGCUUAAUAUAUUUUAUGCAAAUGCCGGUGUAACCAAAUAUUUAAGAGAUACAGGUGUAGUACCAGCAGUGCCGUUGAAUGAAAUGACCGAGACAGCAACGAACGUACCAGAAAUGGCUAGGAUUUUCUACUCGGCGAUCGGCGAUCUAGUAGAGACUGUUCCUAUAUUUCCGAUCACAUUCAACGUGCCCGACAUGGUAAGCGCUUUUGGUGGUUUAUUAUCUGGAAUGUACAACUACAUCACUGGGAGUACCAACAACGGAGGGUCGGAACCCAAAGACGUCCUCGGUGCCAUGUUCAAUAUUUACAGACAUAUAGCCGUUCAAGAAGAUAUACAUGAUUUUGAGUUUAUGACGUAAAAGGACAAGGUUAGGUUAGGAUCGGAAAAAAAUUAUACUUUUUUACAUAUAUUCAUUCCUUUUUUUUCCGACAUAAAAUCAUAACUGGAUCCAUUACACUACUUUAAAAAAUCGUAAAAAGAUUGUGUAUAUAUCCAUACGGGUAUCUACAUUACACAGCCAUAGCGAAAUCUAAUAGGAGUAACAUUUAUUAUAACGCAUGAAAGUCUGUACGGUAAUUAAUAAGACUAUUUUGUCGUUAACAUAUUUAUAAUAGGAUCUGAUUCUACUACUUUCUACGUAGGGUACAUCUUACAUGUAUAUUAAGAUCUACUUUACUACAAUCAUAAAUUGUAAUUAAUAUUAUUAUUAUUAAUAAUAGUGUCACUGAAAUUAUACAUACCUACCUACAUAGCUGUUUAACUUUUAUACGAACACUAACAAUUUUGAAAUGAAAAUUUAAAAUCCGAAAUAUUUAUAAAUCAUAUUUUUUUUCGACUAGAACAACUGUCAUAUUUAACUGUUAACAAUACUAUUUUUGAUCCUUUCAAUUUAUUAAUUUAUUAAUAUUACUUGUGAUGACAGUUUUGACGCCAAAGUAAUAAUAUGAACCAUUGUUAACUUGUUAUGUCUCAUUGCGUUUUUAUUUGUUGUACAUGUAAAAGUAAAUGCACGUACUAGUGUGACUCAUUGAUCCACUAUUUGAAUUUCACCUAAGUGUUUGUUGUGAGUCAUACGAGGCAUGGUUCGAACCAUUGCAAUAAUUAAGUAUAGUUGUUAAUCUUGAAUUAAAUUAAGGAUAAUUAAUUAAUAUUUAUUGUUAUGCACUUAGAUUAUAAGGAAAAUCUUUUACUGAGUUUAAUAUUGUAUUUGUUAAAAUAAGGAAAAUAUUUUUAAGCAGGUAUUGUUUACGUA